AUGUCGGAAGCGUGGCCACCACAGCUGAAAGAAUGGGUCGCAAAAUGCCUUGGCCAAAUGACAGAUUUGAACAGGCAGGAGGCGCAAGCUGAACUACGACAGGUUAUCGCGGAUUCAUUUGCCUCUCAGACCCUUUGGUCGACGGACUGGGCUGGCAUCCAACUCAAAGCUCUUCAACCUCAACCUAGCUUACAACUCAGCACGACUCUCAAACGCAAAGGUCACGACAACUCGCCCAGUUCCAAAAAGGCGAAGAAGGCAGCAAAAACCACCCACCCUACGUCCUCCACCUUUGAUCCAAAUGACCGUGCUGCACUCGAUAGACGCGCUCGACGUUUUCAGCGUGAACACAACAUUGAACGAGAGAAGACACAGGGUGGUCAUACCGCACUACGAACGAGCCUUUCUGCUUCACAUCUCUUCAACAACCUCAACUCACGCAGUUCCCUACCACUUGAUCACUCAGAAGACUCAGAAACUAACGCUGUCGACUGGGAGAAGUCUGCAAUCGUCGGAACUUCCAAAGAGAUCUUCAGGGAGUACCUCAGGCUCACAUCGGAACCGAAUCCCGAGCAAAUCCGGCCAUUCCACAUAUUAGAACAGACCUUGCUGGAACUCAAAAAGCGAUUUCGAGAGAAGACUCCAUAUAGCUGGAUAUGCAGUCAAUUCAAGAGUCUUCGACAAGAUCUCACCGUGCAACGCAUCAAGAAUGGAUUCACUGUCAAGGUCUAUGAAAUCCACGCGCGAAUAUCAUUAGAAUGCGGCGAUAUGGUCGAGUACAAUCAAUGUCAGGCAACGUUAAAAACACUUUACGAGCUCGGAAUUCCCGGCCAAGUUGAGGAGUUCACUGCUUACCGCAUUCUCAUGCUCUUGCACGGACGCAACAGAACAGAGUUGAAUCUAUAUGUAGGUCAGCUAACACCAAAACUCAAAUCAGAUCUUGCGGUCCAGCAUGCGCUGCGAGUCCAACGGGCUUUGGCGAUUGGAAAUUACCACGCGCUCUUCGAGCUGUACUCUGACUCGCCGAAUAUGGGCGCAUAUAUCAUGGACCAUUUCGUCGCGCGCGAGAGAGCGAGGGCGGUCAUGGUGAUUGUAAAAGCGUACCGCACGAUACCACUCAGUUUCAUCCAUCAAGAACUUGCUUUCGAAACCAUAGAACAAGCUCGCGAAUUUCUAGAGGACCACUCAGCCGCGCACUUCACCAACCCUAAUAGCCCGGAUUCCGACAAGACGCUUGACUGCAAACUUGCAGGGGCCCUACUCGCACAGACCUUUGAGGAGAAAUAUCGCAAGGUGUUGAUCAAGGGUGCUAUCUAG
Mycena indigotica is the source of this 1317-nucleotide messenger RNA. Its product is annotated as PCI domain-containing protein. The record is from RefSeq and is a predicted model, not a curated record. The coding region runs from base 1 to 1317 and encodes 438 amino acids. Gene Ontology annotation, cellular component: nucleus. The transcript is spliced from 9 exons. NCBI's taxonomy places the organism in Eukaryota, Fungi, Basidiomycota, Agaricomycetes, Agaricales, Mycenaceae.